Molecule: messenger RNA, 1278 nt
Organism: Naumovozyma castellii
Lineage: Eukaryota; Fungi; Ascomycota; Saccharomycetes; Saccharomycetales; Saccharomycetaceae
Gene: BTN2
Product: Btn2p
Exons: 1
Coding region: 1-1278 (425 amino acids)
Source: RefSeq, a predicted model, not a curated record
AUGUUUGCUGCUAUGAAUACUCCUUGCAUUUUUGAACAGCAACAACAACAACCAUUCCCAGCCUUCUCUCAAGCUGCCUUCCCAUGUGGUGAAGCACCUUGUUUAUCCUUUGCUCCACAACAGAGAAGACAACAACCUGCAUUCAAAUCAUAUUCUAAUCAACAAAGGUUUAAUCCAUAUUUUGAUAAACAGGCUAAGAAUGAUGCUAAAUCAAUCAAUUACACAUUGGUGGAGAAGGAAUCCUCAUAUGUCUUGACUUUACAAAAAAGAUUGGCAAGAGAUGCAUUGGUGGAUGCUGUUUAUAAUUCGAUCUCUUUGUCUACGCCCAAAUAUAGAAUGGUUCAAGAUUUCUUUGGUAACAGCUUUUACGUGAAGGAAGAUGGGCCUCAACAACCUACCGAAGAGGAAAUUGCUGUUAUUGGUAGGAAAUUAGCCAGAAAGGAAUUCCAAGAUUACGAAAUUGAAUUGAAUCACUUAGGUAAUGAAUUGAAGAUUAAUAGUGAUAAAGAUAAGAUUUCUAAAGUGUUUGCUUUCAGUGAGACGACUAUUGACGACUUUGAUAUUUUGAAGUGUGGUAUUGAUGAUACUGAUGAACAAUAUGUCGUUUUGAAAUUGAAGUUGACGAAGACUCCAAUGAAGAAUCAAUCUGGUGAUCUAGCUAAUUUAAUUCAAUGGGCUGAAGGUUCAAAAUCAACGGAUGCUCAACUACAACAACAAGAACAACAAAUUAGACUGGAAAAGCAAAGACACGAACAAGAACAGAAGAAGAUUAGAAAGGAGCAAGAUCGUGUAAGAAAAGCCAAACUUGAACAAGAGAAAGCCAAACGUCUGGAACAAAUUCGUUUAAGAAAGAUAGAAGAAGAGAAGGCUAAGCGUCUAGAACAAGCAAAGAAAGAAGAGGAAGAGAAUAGAGUUAGAGAACAAGCUGAACAACUUGAACGCGAAAAGGCGGAUUCCUUGAGAAGAGAACAACAAUUACAAGAAUGGAGAGCAUUGGAACUUCAAAUGCGUCAAGAACAAGAAGCUGCUGAAAAGGAAAGAAAAUUAAACGAAAAGAAAGCUUCAAGCUCUGCCACUUCGUAUUCGAACAAUACUCCAAUCAAGAUCAAUAUAAAUUUUAACGAAAAACCACAUGAUGAUGCUAGUGCUAGCAAAGUUCAAAGGAAGAGCACAUCCACUGGACCCAUACUAGAAAAUGUGGAAGACGCUGAGGAGGACAGAUACAGAAGUCAACUGGACAGGACGCCCAACGGCACAUCUAUCAUUGAAGAUAUAUAA